Messenger RNA from Symbiodinium pilosum, 909 nucleotides. The record is from the annotation of a GenBank genome assembly. Lineage: Eukaryota; Dinophyceae; Suessiales; Symbiodiniaceae.
AUGCACUCGGGUGCAUCGGGUGCCCUGCUGCCAGCCUUGGGCGAUGCUCUGUGGACAGUGGCUGCCGUGGCUGCACCGCGAGAUCUCUGCAGGCUUGCACACGUCUCCCCUGCCGUGAAUGCCCUUCUUUCUCCCGUUGCUGAGAGAACUGCGAGGAUCUCUGAGCUUACAAGCUCUCUGACCCGCCUGCCUGUUCAAUUCGCUUUUCCGCUGGCCAGCUUGGGCCAAAAAUGGCUCGAGGAAGCCUUAGCGCAGUUCAGCGCGCUGAAACUGUUGCGCUGGCGCGAAAAGGCAGGUCAGCUGGCAGGUUGGGUUCCCACGGAGGAGGACCAUUGGCCCGCAUUCCACUCCCGCGCAGCCCUGCUUAGUGCUAUCGCGGCGAUUCAGCUUGCGGCUACUUCCAGCCCAAGCAAUUUGCUCUUUGCUGCAGUCCUGAGGUUGCAGCAAAUGCAGCAAGGCGUAGAGUCAGAAGUAGGGAGGCCAGAGGAGAUGAAGACCGCGCCUUUGGCCUUUGAGUGGGCUGAUGGACCAGCUGCGGAUCCUUUACAAAUGGCACUGCAGCUGAGCUUCAUCGAAGAAGAUGUGGUGCUCAACCUCGAGAUGAUCUCAGGUGGCUGGUCGGAUUGGUCAGACAGCUGGUCUACGAAAUCUGGUACCCUGGAAGCUGCUGUAACUUUGGUGCUUAUGCUGCCAGACGAGAGCCAUCUUCGGUUAGAAUCUACUGUUGGCAGCGGCUGCACCCUGGUGGCCACGCCAACACUAGAUAUCCAUUCCCUCCGAAGCCAUCUCGAGAGAGGCGUGCCUGCUGUCGUUUCAUUGGCCUCGAUUCGGUGGGGCAAAGAGAGACCUCCCUGGCGACCCAGAGAACUUCGUCGCAUCGAACGGAAGGCCUCAAGUGGAGCUGAAUGA